Messenger RNA from Penicilliopsis zonata CBS 506.65, 1076 nucleotides. RefSeq lists its product as hypothetical. The coding region runs from base 24 to 1076 and encodes 350 amino acids. NCBI's taxonomy places the organism in Eukaryota, Fungi, Ascomycota, Eurotiomycetes, Eurotiales, Aspergillaceae. Gene Ontology annotation, molecular function: oxidoreductase activity; zinc ion binding. The record is from RefSeq and is a predicted model, not a curated record. The transcript is spliced from 3 exons.
AUCCUUUUCCCAUUACCUGCAGAAUGACCGAGACAAUGAAGGCCGUCGUGUACACCGGGGCCGCCCUGCCGGAGGUCCAGGAGCGGCCGAAACCGGUGAUUGAAGCCCCCGGCGAUGCGCUUGUGCAGAUGCUGUACAGCACCAUCUGCGGCACUGACCUGCACAUUCUACGCGGCGACGUGCCAACAGUCGACCGUGGCCGCGUCCUCGGCCAUGAGGGCGUCGGUCGCAUCGUCGCGGUGGGCUCCGCCGUGCCGCCAACCCUAUGCCCCGGCGAUAUUGUCCUGCUGGCGUGCAUCACCGCCUGUAGGGCCUGUGCCGCGUGUCAUCGUGGGAUGUGCUCCCACUGCACGGGCGGCGGCUGGCAGCUGGGCAACCUCAUAGACGGCACGCAGGCCGAGUAUGUGCGUGUCCCGCACGCCGCGGGCUCGCUGUACCCCCUGCCGGAGAGCCUGGAUCCCCAGGCGGCGGUCGCCCUGUCCGACGCCCUGCCCACGGGCAUGGAGUGCGGCACGCUCAACGCCCGCAUCGCCCCGGGCUGCUCCGUCGCCAUCGUGGGCGCUGGGCCCGUCGGCCUGGCGGCCCUGCUGACUGCGCGGCUGUCCACCCCGGCGCGGAUCGUGGUGUUCGACCUGGAUGAGGCCCGUCUGGCGCAUGCCCGCCGCCUGGGCGCCGACGAGACGCUCAGCCCGCUCGAUGCCGGCGCGGUGGACCAGCUCCUGGACAAGAUGGAUGUCCCCGGCUUCGACGCUGUCAUCGAGGCUGUCGGGAUUCCGCAGACAUUCUCCCUGUGCCAACGCCUCGUGGGCCCCGGCGGGGUCAUCGCCAAUGUUGGCGUGCAUGGCCAGCCUGUGUCGUUGGCGCUUGAUAAGCUGUGGGACCGCAACAUCACCAUCACCACACGCCUUGUGGAUGCUGUCACCAUCCCAACCCUGAUGCGACUCUGGCAGUCGAAUCGCCUCGACCCGGGAGCCCUUAUCACGGACAACUUUCCGUUUUCUAACGUUCUGGAUGCCUAUCGCCGAUUCCAAGAGGCAGCCAACACUGGCACCUUGAAAGUAGGCAUCACCUUUUAG